AUGUUAUUUGCUGCUAUUCCAUCUAUUUGUGCAUUAAGUUCGAAUAAGAUAUCAAUCUAUAAUGAAGAAAUGAUAGUAGCUCGUUGUUUUAUAGGCUUCAUCAUAUUCAAUCGGAAGAGUUUAGGUAAUACUUUCAAAGUAACUCUCGACGGGAGAAUCCAGGAUAUUCAGGAAGAAUCGCAGCAAUUCCCCAAUCCUAACGAAGUAGUUCCUCCGGAAUCUAAUGAACAACAACAAUUACUUAGGAUCAGUUUGCGAAUUUGUGGCACCGUAGUAGAAUCAUUACCAAUGGCACGCUGUGCGACUAAGAGCGAAAAGACAGUGCAAGCUUUGUUAUGCCGAAACCUAAAUGUUAAGUCAGCAACACUUCCAAAUGCCACUUCUUCCCGUCGCAUCCGUCUUCAGGACGAUCUAGGCACAAAGUUUCACUUAUUAGUUAGGAGGAGAUUUAUCCCCGAGUGUAUCUCGAAAGCAGAAAAAAUAGAACUCGUUCGAGAGAGCUUGGUGGUCUUAAGAAUGGUUCGGGUGGGGGGUUCUCUUAAGAAUAAAUAA
Lathyrus sativus (Indian pea) is the source of this 552-nucleotide messenger RNA. NCBI's taxonomy places the organism in Eukaryota, Viridiplantae, Streptophyta, Magnoliopsida, Fabales, Fabaceae. The record is from the annotation of a GenBank genome assembly.